This is a messenger RNA of Blepharisma stoltei, 1932 nucleotides long. Lineage: Eukaryota; Ciliophora; Heterotrichea; Heterotrichida; Blepharismidae. The record is from the annotation of a GenBank genome assembly.
AUGGGAGGAAGGAAAAAGGUUAAGGAAGCUCCAGAAAAUGAUAAUGAAAAAAAGGUUACACAAAAGUCAGAACCUAGCAUUUCGGGAAGGGCGACUCGAUCUAUGACCCGUGCUGCUGGAAAUCAAGAAAUUGUAAUAGAAAAAACAACUGAGACUCGCAAAUCAUCUAAAUCCCAAAAAGUCAAAGAAGAAGCCACAGAAAAUACCCAGCCCAUUAAAAAAGCUCGAAAAAACCAAAAAGCUGUAGAAAUUGUUGAUGAUUCAAUAGAAAAAAUUGAAGAUUUGAUCGAUCAGUCAAAACCAAAGGGAAAAUCAGAAUCAAAUCCAAUUAUCAUAGAAGAAAAAAUAGAAAUUAAGACAGAAACCCCAAAGCUCAAUAAACAGAUUACAAAAGAUGUAGAAGAACUUGCAGAAACCAAGCAAAAUAAUAUACCUAAAUCUUCAGCGAAGAAAGAAAAAGGCGUGGAAAAGAUAGAAUACAAAUUUAAUGACGAAAAAUCUCCAGAUAAAGUGGAGAAUCCUCCACCAAAAGCAGCAGAAAAAUCAAUUGAAAAAUCCACAAAAUCAAAAGAAGUUCUCCCUUUUCCAAAUUCAAAAAAGCAAAAAGAAAAUUCUGCUAGCUCUGAUGAAGACUGCCAAAUGCUUACCGCAAAAAAUAUUUUUUCCAAAUCCGCAGGUUCAGCCAAAAAAAUGCUGAAAACUUUAUUUGAAAAGUCACAUGAAAUUCCAAGCUCAGGUAGCGAAAAAGAAGAGCCCAAAAAAAAGCAAAUCAAAAAAGAGGAGGAAGAAGAAGAAAGUGUUUCUAGUGAAAGUGAUCAAGAAAUUAAUAAGAAACCUCCAGUAAAAAAGCAGUUUAAAGAAGAUUCUGAAUCAGAAAAGAGCUCUCAUGAAGAAAAGUAUGAAUUUUCGCCUGAUUUAGUAAAAGAACUAAAUAUAGAAUUGCCUGAAGCUUCAUGCUCUAGCGAAUCUGAUGAAGAAAUUGUCAAAAAAAGCAAAAAAGAGAAAGCUGAAGAAAAUAAAGAUAAAAAAGAAGAAAAGAAAGAAAUCCCUGCAACCAAAAAUCAAGAGAAAGCAGAAGUAAGGAAUGACAAAUCAGAGUUUUUAAAAGAAAAAGUUAAGAGAAAACGGCAAAAGCGGCAAAAAUUAAAAGAAAAGCCAGCCCCAGAAAUGCUGAGAGAUGAACUACCUGGCAAAAAAAGAAAAAGAAGACAUGGAAAAGAUAAAGAUGCCACCAAAAAACAAAAAACAGAAGAAAGCACUGAAAAUUUGAAUCUAAAACGUGUCCCAGAUCAAAAUCCAGCUACAAAACUCACCAAGCCUAACGAAAAGCCCACAAUUCCUGAAGUUUUCAUUACAGGCCUCAGCUACAAAACCACAGAUUCAGACAUUCACGAAUUAUUCAAAAAUUGUGGAGAAAUUAGUUCCAUGAAGCUUCUUCGCAAUGAAAAAGGUUUCAAAGGCUCUGCCUUCAUUAUGUUUAAAUCAAUAGAGUCAGCAGAAGAAGCCAUAAAAUUAUCCAACACUGAAUUUUCCGGUAGAGUUCUAAAUAUCCGAUUUUCCCAUGAAAAAUCACCAAAACCGCGGCCUUAUAAAGGAGUCCAUACAAUUUUUAUUGGAAAUAUUCCAUGCAAUGUAGACGAAGACUGCCUUUACAGUUUCUUUAAAAAGUGUGGAGAAAUUAAAGAAGCAAGAAUCGCUGUUGAUUCUAAUGGCAACAAGCGAGGAUUCGCACAUCUAGAAUUUGAGUCUGUAGAAGCCGCAGACGCAGCUAUAGAACUAUCAGGCAAAAUUUUGGAUGGAAAAAUAUUAAAAAUCGAUUAUUCUGAAGAUAGAAUAAUAGAAAGCACACACAAUAAAGAAAAUCAUUUUACAAGGCCGCCAUUUGGGAAACUAAUAGAGAAAGCCAAAAGUGGAUAUAAAAGACUAUUUUAA